AUGGCAACAAUCGCCUUAAUCGGCCUCGGCUCCGUAGGCGCCUCAACCGCCCUAUCCCUAAUCCACCGGCGCAUCCAAGGCACCCUCCUCCUCGUGGAUAUCAAAUCCAGUCUCCGGGACGCACAAGUGCGCGAUCUGGCUGAUGCCGCGCUCGUUUACGGCUCCGUGACCAAGAUCGAAGCGGCCACGCACCAGGAAGCAAGUCAAGCAGAUGUGGUGAUCAUUACCGCGGGGGUGAAUUAUACUCCUGGAGAAACCACCCUCCAACACCUGUACCACAAAUUCAGUAUCCUGAAGAGCAUACUCAACGAGAUGCGGCCGUUCAACCCUAAUGCUAUUAUAUUGGUCGUCGCUAACCCAGUUGAUACUCUCACCACCCUCGCUCAAGACAUCGCAGGCCUGCCGAGAAAGCAAGUUAUCGGGGUGGGGACUUGUAUCGACUCACUACGGCUACAGGACGAGGUAUCCCGCUUCCUGGGUACCACGAUGGAAGAAACAGAGGGGUAUGUGGUCGGUGUGCGGGACAGUGAGAGCCAGGUUGUCGGGUGGUCCGGGUUAAUGACUCCCCAAGGGAGGGAUGGGAUCGCGAUUCAGAAGAGGAUAGAGAUAGAAAAUAAGAUUUGGGGCAGGUUGAAGGCCAUUGUUGCUGGGAAAGGGGGCGCGCCGUGGGGGAUUGGAGCUGUGGCCGGGGGGAUUGCGGUGGCGGUGCUGGAGGAUAAUAAGAAGACUGUCUGGACGGUGAGUUGUUGGAGGGAGGAUUAUAGGUGUUGCUGUUCGUGGCCGGUUGUGGUGGGGAGGGAGGGGGUGGUCAGGGAGGUGAAGUUGGAGUUGGGACAGAGUGAGAAGGAGACAGUUGAAACGGGAGUUAUGAGGUUGAAUAUUUUGUUGGAGAGGGUUAGGGUAAAUGAUGCUGGAGGGUCGUAG
Messenger RNA from Aspergillus niger, 924 nucleotides. RefSeq lists its product as uncharacterized. Lineage: Eukaryota; Fungi; Ascomycota; Eurotiomycetes; Eurotiales; Aspergillaceae. The record is from RefSeq and is a predicted model, not a curated record. Gene Ontology annotation, biological process: carboxylic acid metabolic process. The coding region runs from base 1 to 924 and encodes 307 amino acids. Gene Ontology annotation, molecular function: oxidoreductase activity, acting on the CH-OH group of donors, NAD or NADP as acceptor. The transcript has 2 exons.